CCUCCACCACGUUGCUUGCUCUUUCUUCCAACCCCAUACGCUCCUUCUUCGCCAAGCGAUUGUUCUCGAAUUGUGGUCCUUUCGCUUCUUAUCGCUCUUUCUCAUCGAGAUCGGUUCAUUUCGUGCCUUGAUUUUUACCUACUACCUAAGGUUCUCCUUGUUCAUCCUCGCUCUCCUCACCAGCACCAUCAGUCAACAACGCAACCUUUUGCUGUAAAUUAAGCUGUUUGCGUUGCGUUCUUCCAGGUCUACAAUCGACUCUUGCACUAUUACCACGACUUUUGAGAAAAGCCAAUACAGAAAGAUUCAGUAGCACGUUAUCGCUAUGCUUAUCAAAGCCGCCCUCAUGGCCCUUGGGGCCGCGGUUGUCGGCGCCGUGCCUCCUCUGGAGAUCAAGGGAGCUGACUUCAUCAACCCCGAGACUGGCGACAAAUUCCAGAUUGUUGGUAUGGCCUACCAACCUGGAGGCAGUGCCGGUUACGAUCCUUCCAGCGGAAGAGAUCCUCUCAGUCACAAAGACGAAUGCAUGCGAGAUGCUGCUCUCAUGCAGAUUCUUGGUAUCAAUGCGAUCCGUGUUUACAACCUGGAUCCUAACAUCAACCAUGAUGAGUGCGCUAGUAUUUUCAAUGCUGCCGGCAUGUACAUGAUGAUUGAUGUCAACUCUCCUCUGCCUGGUGAGGCUCUUCACUCGGAGAAGCCAUGGGAGAGUUACUACACAGCCUACCUUAACCGCACCUUUGCCAUCACCGAGGCUUUUGGCAACUACCCAAAUACCCUUCUAUUCUUCUCCGCCAACGAGGUCAUCAACAACCAGGCCACUGCUGAGUUUGCCCCUCAGUAUAUCCGUGCUGUCACCCGCGAUCUCAAAAACUACAUCAAGAACAACUUGAAGCGCCAAAUUCCUGUUGGCUAUUCCGCCGCUGACGUCCGCGAUGUUCUGUGGGAUACUUGGAACUACCUUCAGUGCGCCGAUUCGGAGGACAAGGGUGAUAUGAGUCGUGCUGACCUCUUUGCGCUCAACUCUUACUCAUGGUGUGGACCUGAGGCCACCUUUGAGACUUCUUCUUACGACGAUCUUGUUGCUGGCUUCAACUCAACCUCUAUCCCGAUCUUCUUCAGUGAGUAUGGGUGCAACAAACCUCAACCUCGUUACUGGAACGAGACUCAAGCCAUGUACGGAGACGAAAUGACCCCGGUCUUCUCGGGUGGCGUCGUGUACGAGUAUACUGAGGAGGACAACAACUAUGGCCUCGUCAAGAUUACUGGAGACAAGCUUCGCAUUCUCGGAGACUUCAACCGCCUCAAGAACCAGUUUGCUAGGAUUAACUGGAAGGAGGUCCAAUCUCAGCCUGCAAGCAAGAGCUCUCCGAAGGCUCCGGCUUGUAAGGCUAGCAUCAUCGAGGAUAGCGGUUUCGACAACAACUUUACUCUUCCAACUAUCCCUGACGAUGCACAAAAGCUGGUCGACAACGGUAUUAAGAACAAGCCUAGCGGAAAGAUCAUCGAUAUCUCGGACUGGAACGUCAAGCUUGAUGUCAGUAACGCUGAUGGCAGUGCUAUGAAGAAUCUUAAGGUCAUUCCCCUGAAGGACGACGAGUCCAAUGCGUCUGGUAAGAACGACGCAGACACAGGGAGCGAGACUACCGAUGACAAUAACAGUACCAACACCGACAACAGCACCAACUCAAAUGGUGGAGAUGCCAAGGAUGAUGAGGAUGCUGCUAUUCUUAACCGCCCUUUGGCUUGGGCUAUGGCCCUACCUUUGGCCGCCAUGGUGUUUGCGCUUUAGGGGCCUGUCUGGAACAGGCACAAGAAGCAAGCGGAAAACAAAUAAUGUGCUGCAUUUGGUACUUAGAACGGGAAGUCAUAACACGUUUGAUUUCUUUAGAUACGAAAAGUAUACGAUACCACCCGCCCCACCAUCUGGUGACAUGACGACUACUUCUCAGGCUCAGAUUCUGAGCCUGCUCACUGGAAGGUUCUUGAGAUCCUCUCGAUUUGAGCUUUUUAUACAGAUACACUGUUUGUUAUUGACUUAAGAAUUACA
This is a messenger RNA of Fusarium oxysporum Fo47, 2047 nucleotides long. RefSeq names its product Glucanosyltransferase-domain-containing protein. Lineage: Eukaryota; Fungi; Ascomycota; Sordariomycetes; Hypocreales; Nectriaceae. The coding region runs from base 326 to 1789 and encodes 487 amino acids. Gene Ontology annotation, cellular component: fungal-type cell wall; cytoplasm. Gene Ontology annotation, molecular function: 1,3-beta-glucanosyltransferase activity. Gene Ontology annotation, biological process: fungal-type cell wall (1->3)-beta-D-glucan biosynthetic process. The record is from RefSeq and is a predicted model, not a curated record. The transcript has 3 exons.